GAUUCUCUUGAAAUGAAUCCCUAAAAAACAAAUGAUAGAUACACCCUCUAAUUUAACACAUUUUUCAACACGCAUUUGCUUUAAUUAUUAAAAUAUAAUAUAAAUAAAGUUAAUUCAAUCAAUUCAUACAUACUAUAUGUAUAUAUGAAUUAAUGGGAGAGACCAGAACUUGUGUUGGAUAGUUUCAGGAAAUUAUCAACAGAAGAAAACAAUUUUCUGGAAGCAGCCUUUACAGUGCAGGAAAUUCAAGAAGUAGUGUGUGGGUGCAACGGAAGUAAAAGUCCAAGACCGGAUGGCUUCAAUUUUAACUUUGUGAAGAAAACGUGGCCAAUACUGAAGAAGGAAAUCUAUAAAUGUAUGGCAGAAUUCCACAUGAAUGGGAAAUUAGCUAAAGGAAGUAAUGCAUCAUUUAUUGUUUUGGUCCCUAAGAAGGAGAAUCCUCAAUGUUUGGGAGAGUAUAGACCAAUUUCCCUUAUUGGUUGUAUAUAUAAAAUCAUCUCCAAAAUCUUAGCAAACAGAUUGAAAAAAGUUAUGUCUUCUUUAAUUGGACCCCAACAAUCUACAUUUAUAGAGGGAAGACAAAUCAUAGAUGGAAUAAUUAUUCUCAAUAAGGUGAUGCAUGAAGCUAAGAACAACAAAAAGCCAGUACUAAUCUUCAAAGCAGAUUUUGAAAAGGCAUAUGAUAGUGUCAAUUGGAAAUUCCUAGACAACAUGAUGAGCAAAUUUGGGUUCUGCCCCAAGUGGAGAACAUGGAUCGGGGAGUGCAUAUCAUCAGCUACAGUUUUAAUCUUGGUUAAUGGGAGUCCUACAGAAGAAUUUCAAAUGGAAAAGGGACUAAGACAAGGGGAUCCUCUAGCCUCAUUUCUAUUUCUCAUGAUAGCUGAAGCCCUAAAUGGUCUCAUGAUGAAGGCAGUGGAGGAGAAUUUGUUUCAGGGAGUUGAGAUUGGAAGAAGCGGCCUUAAACUCACGCACUUACAAUAUGCAGAUGAUUCUAUAUUCUUUUGCGAAGCAAAUGAGCAAAAUGUGAUGGUUCUAAAGAGCAUUUUAAGAUGCUUUGAAAUGAUCUUUGGCCUCAAAGUUAAUUUUUUCAAGAGCUCUCUAAUAGGACUCAAUGUGGAAAAGGUCAACCUUGAAGCUUAUGCAGAGAAACUGAAUUGUGCCAUUGGCAAGGUUCCUUUUAAAUACUUAGGGUUGCUAAUUGGUUCAAACCCGAGAAGAUUGUCUACUUGGGCCCCGGUGAUUGAUAUCAUGAAGAAGAGGCUUUCCAACUGGAAGAGGGACUCGCUAUCCUUUGGUGGGCGUAUAAUUCUUCUAAAUUAUGUCCUCUCGAGCAUCCUGAUGUACUACUUCUCAACCCUGAAAGCCCCAAAACAAGUAACUCUUUUACUUACUAAAUUACAAAGAAAUUUCUUAUGGGGGGGAGGUGAGAAUAGUAGAAAGACAACUUGGGUAAAAUGGGAGACUAUUUGUAAUAGGAAGUUAGAAGGGGGCCUCGGAGUUAAAGAUUUACAAAAGUUUAAUCUAGCCUUAUUAGGGAAAUGGAGAUGGAGAUUUUUAUUAGAAAAAGAGGCAUUGUGGAAACAAGUGUUGGAGGCUAAGUAUACAAUAGAUAAAAGUGAGAUGUGGGAAGCAAAUAAAUGGGAUAGGUUAGGUUCGGCAUGGUGGAGAGACCUAUGGAAGAUAGAAUAUGCAGUAGAUGGAAAGAGGGGAUGGUUUAAGGAAGGGGUAGGAAAAAAAGUAGGAGAAGGAAAAGAAACACUGUUCUGGCAUGAGAUAUGGGUUGGAGAUAAGCAACUAAAGGAGAAAUUUAACAGACUAUUCAGCUUGUCCAAGGAAAAAGAUGUUUGUAUUGCAUAUAUGGGAGAAUGGAAGAACGGGGAAUGGACAUGGAACUAGAAGUGGAGAAGGAGACUCUUUGCAUGGGAAACUAACAUGCUACAAGAUUUUCUAUCAACAUUAUAAGGAACACAGCUGAAACAAGGUGAGGACGACUGCUAUGUGUGGAAGCAUGACUCAAAAGGCAAGUACACAGUGAGAUCGGCAUACAACUUAUUAAACUAGAAACAAGAUA
Messenger RNA from Rubroshorea leprosula, 2071 nucleotides. The record is from the annotation of a GenBank genome assembly. NCBI's taxonomy places the organism in Eukaryota, Viridiplantae, Streptophyta, Magnoliopsida, Malvales, Dipterocarpaceae.